Molecule: messenger RNA, 603 nt
Organism: Ambispora leptoticha
Lineage: Eukaryota; Fungi; Glomeromycota; Glomeromycetes; Archaeosporales; Ambisporaceae
Source: the annotation of a GenBank genome assembly
AUGGAAUCGCACGAUUCAAACAACAAUAUUGUUACUUUAAAUAAUAGUAAUUUAAAUACCAAUUCUGGCAUUAUUAAUACUACAAAUUCCGAAAAAGAGCAAGAACUGAAUAAAAUUUCUUGUCAGGUUUUACAACAGUGCAUUGAUUUACUUUCGUCGUUACCUUCGAAUGAGACUUAUACGUGGAAAAGUGAUUUUGUACCAAAAAGUACAAUAGGAAAACAUGUGAGACAUAUGAUUGAUCAUUUUCGCCUGUUGCUUUUAAAAAACGAAUCGAAUAAUAGUAUAAAAGAAAACAACAAAGAUUUAUAUGAGAGGGGAACUAUCAUUAAUAAUAGCAAUAUUGGUAUUGAUAAUAGUGACAUAAUAUGGACCGUCAAUUAUGACAAUCGAAAGAGUCAUGAAUCCAUAGAAACAUCACCUACCUUUGCGGCACAACGAAUUAAAGAACUACAAAAAAGGUUGUUAAACGAUUUUCAAAAUAAAUCUCUGUUAUCAACGCCGAUUCAGUUGGAAGCGACUGUUGAUUCAAAUCCCCAAGUGAAUCAAAUGACUUUUUUGACUACAUUUGGAAGAGAGUUGUGGUUCUGUUGUCAUCAUGCG